AUGGCCAAGAGUUCGAGAUCCAGUGUCAUCAAGAAGAACAACCAGAGACUCAAGGCAAAUGUCUUUGGUCCCGUUGAGCAGGCAAGAGCCGAGCGUCUUUCGGCGAAGCUGCAGGAACUAGCCAGGCAACCCAAGCCUGAGAAGGAGGCCGAUAUCGACAUGGAUGAUGAGCAGCAGCAUAUCGACGCGCAACUUAACGGCGAUGAUGUCGAGAUCAGGACUGAUGAUAAUGUCAUGGAUGUCGACUCGACCAAGCCCAAGCGUCGGACCGGCAGAAUCCAGAAGCAGAGGAAGAAGACAUCCAAGGUUGUUUUCCCUAAGUACAAGGACCGCCACGGCGGUGUCCAGAAGAAGAAGAAGGCUUAA
Molecule: messenger RNA, 366 nt
Organism: Colletotrichum graminicola M1.001
Lineage: Eukaryota; Fungi; Ascomycota; Sordariomycetes; Glomerellales; Glomerellaceae
Exons: 3
Coding region: 1-366 (121 amino acids)
Cellular component (GO): preribosome, large subunit precursor
Source: RefSeq, a predicted model, not a curated record